AUGUUUGGGCCGUGUCUUGGCGAGACUUUGGCUCUUUGCACUUUUGACUUCUUCCUACUCCUUCACUGUCUACUCUGCCUUGGAAUCAUGGCUCAAUCGAGACCUGCUCGGUACAUUGCUCAUGCUCUCGAAGAGCUGGGGUUGACCACCAUGUGGCAUUCCUCCCUCGACGUGAAGCUGCUCUGCGCCCAGCGUUUCGUCCGCCUGUUCGCAUACGGUGGUUCAACACUGAUCCUGGCAUCCUACCUCUCGGCCAUUGGGAUAUCUGAUGAUCGGAUCGGAUUAUUUAUGACUCUGACGCUGGUCGGAGAUGUGGUCAUCAGCUUCUUCCUGACCCUCUUUGCGGACCGCAUGGGUCGCAAGGCCGUAUUAUCGCUCGGGUCGAUCCUCAUGGCAGCCAGUGGUGUGGUAUUUGCGCUCUUUGGAAAUUAUUGGAUUUUAUUGGCAGCAGCUGUCUUUGGUGUCAUCAGUCCCAGUGGAAAUGAGAUUGGUCCGUUCCGCGCCGUGGAAGAAUCCACCCUCGCCCAUCUCACCGUGCAUGAGAAAUUGAGUGAUGUCUUUGCCUGGUACUCUUUAAUUGGAACAGCUGGCUCCGCCCUGGGAAUGCUGGUAUGCGGUUGGAUUAUUAACUCUCUUGAGUCCAUCCAUGGGUGGGCCUUUAUCCCGGCCUGUCACAUCAUUUUCUUCGUCUAUGCCGGAGUCGGCAUCGUCAAGUUGAUCUUCACUUUGGGUCUGAGCAGUAAAGUUGAGGUUCAGGAACAGGAGCCGGAGCAGAACCCGGAGACUCGUCCUCUGCUGGCAGAGCCCACAGAAGAGGAGACGGCACCGGCACCAAAGAAGAGCCUGUUCCCCUCGAUCGAAAAGGAUCUGUGGUCGCUGGUGAUUCGUCUCUUCAUCUUGUUUGGUGUGGACUCCUUUGCCUCCGGGCUGGCCUCUUUGUCCUGGAUGACCUACUUCUUCAAGGGUAAAUUCAAAUUGCCGGAGGGCCAACUCGGCACGAUCUUCUUCACCACAAACCUGAUCUCCGCGGCAUCCAUGUUGGUCGCCUCGUCUCUAGCCAAGCGCAUCGGCAACGUCAAGACAAUGGUGUUCACCCAUAUGCCGUCGGCCAUUUGCCUGGCUCUGAUCUCCGUCCCCUCCACCCUUCCCUUGGCUCUGACCUUCUUGGUCUUGCGUGCUUGCUCUCAGAACAUGGAUGUGGCCCCGCGCUCGGCCUUCCUCGCCGCUGCUCUACCGGCUGACAAGCGCACUGCCAUUAUGGGGGCAGUCAAUGUGGUUAAGACCACCUCGCAGAGCAUGGGACCUUUGUUGACUGGAAUCUUGUCACGCAAUGGCCACUUCGGUGUCUCCUUUAUCAUUGCUGGUUGCUUGAAGGUGGUCUAUGAUCUCGGUAUGCUGUUCAGCUUUGCCGGUAAGGAGGCUGCUCGUCGCAAGCAGAACUCGCAAGAGGAUGAGGAGACCAGUUAG
Molecule: messenger RNA, 1467 nt
Organism: Penicillium salamii
Lineage: Eukaryota; Fungi; Ascomycota; Eurotiomycetes; Eurotiales; Aspergillaceae
Source: the annotation of a GenBank genome assembly